UCAUGUAGCAUCACGUCAGUAUUGUGGAUUUUGGAAGACUUUUUGAAAUUCAAGUUAACAGAAUCAUAGGUAUCCGCAUUGACUUUAUACACUAGUAUCCGUACAGGGCCCUAACGAAAGCAGUCAAACAUCAAAAAUAACUUGAAAACCUUUGAUGCUGGGUAUAGAGAAAUGUAGUAUCAAACGACGUAGAUUUUAAUAUAGAUUUCGAAAAUGCAAUAAAUAAUUGGUUAGUAUUAAUAAUUGGUUAGCUAGAUAUGUUUCAAAUGUGAGAAUCGUGUUAAUUUAAAAAUAUUAAGCGAGUAACUAUGACUCUUUGACCAUUUCGAGUGGUAACGUCAGGUAAUUGAACCAGAGUGAAAGUCCUUCUAUCGUAGUUGUGCACACAAACACGAGUCAUAGUUUCGAGCACCUACCUUCACGUGGCUCCCGCUGGUAACCUUUCUCCCUGUGUGGGAGAUCCAACCGCUGCGAAAGGACUUACGCGUAAGCAAUAUGGCCUAUAGAAAGAGAAAGCCUGACGAGCAAAUUUGUCCCAAAAUAAUAAAAAAUGGCAAAUAGUGUUCCAUUGGUUCUUCGACUCCUUGCUUCCUCAGUGACAGCUGCUAGAGGUGCUGGUAAUAUUGUUCGUGAGAUUGUUAGUAGAGGAGGUGAUCAAAAUAAUGAACUAACUGAGGAAAAACGGUCGAUGCAGCGUUGUCUUAGAGCCUCCUUAUGUCAGCAGUAUCCCAACCUCAACAUUGUGUGGGAGGAAGAAGGAAGUAACGAUGAGACACCAACUGAAUUGAUUGUUACAGAGUGUGACGAUCACAUUCUGUCACAACAGUGUCCAGCAGAGUACGUCGAUGUCACUAGUGAAGACUUAGUGCUUUGGAUUGAUGCUGAAUAUACGGACCAUGCUACAGUAUUUGUUGGCAUUUCGAUGAACGGCAAAGCCAUUGGAGGGGUAAUUCAUCAGCCUUGUUAUAAUUAUGUUGAUGUUGAAAAUCCCACUUUGACGGGUCGCACUUUAUGGGGACUAGUCCAUCUUGGAACUGGAGGAUUUCAUACUAAGGAACUACCGUCUGGUACUGUUACUUUGACCAUUACCGAAGUGCAACAUAAUGAUCUGUUGACAACAGUUCUUGACGCCUUUCAGCCAGAUGAAGUUUUACGAAGUACGGGAGUAGGACAUAACGUUAUGUUGCUGUUAGAGGGAAAAGCACACGUCUAUGUCUUUCCAAGCAAGGAAUGUAACAAACGGAGUAUCUGCGCGCCUGAUGCGGUGAUAACUGCGAUGGGUGGCAAGUUAACAGAUAUUCAUGGUGAUACCUAUGAAUAUUGCACAAACAUGGAACAUACGAAUGUUUGUGGCAUAUUGGCAACUGGAAAAGGCAUAGAUCACAGUUCGUUUGUAGGGAAGGUUCCACAAGACGUUCGCGACGCACUAACAAUAGCAAAACCAAACCUCGAUUUGCUGUUAGAUUUCGAGAAAUGUAUGGAGUAUAUGAAGAGCCCGGAGUUUAAGGAGUUUAUGGAAAGUGUUAAAUUUGUUGGGUUUGAUCCAGUGAAAGUGAAAGACUCGCUCAUGGCCAUACCUGGCUUCACGUAUGAAGACAUGUGUGCGUGCUCGUAUUUUUUCUUGUCUAAAGGUACAAACUUGACAAGGAUUCUACAAAAACUCAAUCCAUCACGUAAAAGAGAACUGCAAGGACUGAUCAGUAAAUAUAACCUGGUCUCCAAAAUUAAUAGCCCAGCAGCAGUGACGCUAGCUAGAGUUGCAGGAUGUUUUCCCUUAGCCGUUUUGGAAAAUCUCAAGAAAUAUAGAGAAGACCGAAUGCCGAGACCAGUUACGCAGGAUUAUUUCCUAUCCUUCAGUAGAGUGCGAUUUCCGAGAAUUUUAAUGUGCAAUGCGAUCGCUUCGUUAAUUCCAAACGAACCCUUUUCAACUGUUACACAGUCGGACUUGGAUAAAAUUAUUGCGUUAAUCACCAUUUACUCGGCAGUGGAAUCUACGUUUCUAAACCGUGAGCACAGAGAUAAAAGCAAACCGGAAUUAUAUUGCAUUGCAGACACUUACGUCCAGCUUGCCUAUAAAUCAUCAAUUAAAUCAGAAGAGGAAAGACAGGCUCUAGUGAUCUAUGGACAGUUUGCUGGAGUGAUUGAUGAUUGCGUUUUGAAUCCCGAGAUCUCCAGAUUGCAUGAUGAUUUAAUUACCCAUUUCAAAGAUUAAUUUUGUAUUACGUAUGUCGAUAAAAGCAUUUAUUUCAGUGUAUUUUGAUAUUAUUUUUUUUUGUUUAUAUCUUUUAUAAAUAAACUCUUUAAGGGUGGA
Molecule: messenger RNA, 2311 nt
Organism: Photinus pyralis (common eastern firefly)
Lineage: Eukaryota; Metazoa; Arthropoda; Insecta; Coleoptera; Lampyridae
Product: 3'(2'),5'-bisphosphate nucleotidase 1-like
Exons: 3
Coding region: 551-2212 (553 amino acids)
Molecular function (GO): 3'(2'),5'-bisphosphate nucleotidase activity; RNA binding
Source: RefSeq, a predicted model, not a curated record